Molecule: messenger RNA, 2517 nt
Organism: Eimeria acervulina
Lineage: Eukaryota; Apicomplexa; Conoidasida; Eucoccidiorida; Eimeriidae
Exons: 7
Coding region: 1-2517 (838 amino acids)
Source: RefSeq, a predicted model, not a curated record
AUGUCACAGGCGCGACGCUUACAUGCGCAUCUGCUGCUGCUGCUGCUGCUGCAGCUGCCUUUCCAGGCUGCUGGUCGAACCUCACCGGUGUAUUUGCAGCAGAUACCUUGCCUUCCAGCUGCAGCAGCAGCAGCACCAGCUGGUGCAGCUGCUGCAGCUGGUGCAACACCUUCCGCGGGAUUUUUGUAUGGCAGCUGGCCUCUGCAGCAGCUGCACGAGCGCGCAGGGAAUAGGAGGGGCAGCAGCAGCAGCAACAGCAGCAGCAGCAGCAGCGGGAGUGGUGCUUUGCUGCUGCAGAUGGCCUCCAGCAAACCGAAGCAGCGGAUGCCUGGGACCCGGCAGCUGCAGCGGGUGCGGCAGCAGCAGUACGAAUUGCGUGUUGCGCUGCAGCAGAAGAACAGGUGCCUAUACACCCCGGUGCCCCCGCAGCAGCAGCAGCAGCAGCUGGAGCAGCGCUUCCCUCAGUCGCUGCAGCAAAUGCGGGUGCCGCUGAAGAAGAGGGGUAAACAAAGAAAGUGGCUGCUAGAGAAGCGCACGAAGCUGGCGUGGAGACAGGUGCUGCAGCACCAGCAGCAGAUUCCUCAACUGCUGCAGCAGCAAAAGGCGUUGCUGCUGCCGCCAGAACAAGAACAAGCUGUUAAUGCUGCAGCACGUGCGCAUGACAGAGCCAUUCACGACAGCGUGUGGUGUUCGUUCAUCGCCACCCGAGUAAUCCCCCGUCUUGCUCGGUUGGCGAAGCAGCAGGAGCAGGCGGCGCAGCAGCAGUUUGAAGCCUUGCAGCAGCAGGAGCUGCUGCUGCUGCAGCAGCAGAUGCAGGCGGAGGAGCAGCAGCGACACGAAGGCAGCUUGCUGCAACAUGUUCAGGGCAUCCAUACGCAUAAGAAAUUUGUGCUGCAGCGGAGUAGGGGCUUCUAUCUCCAGGAGCAGCAGCAGCUGCAUGCAUUGCUGGGCCUUCGUGUUCCUGUUGUAGCAGCAGCAGGACCAGCAGCAGAAGCAGCAGCAGCAGAAGCAGCAGCAAAAGCACGGACCCUUGCACAGCAAACAAGAGAGAUGGCCUCCAGCAAACCGAAGCAGCGGAUGCCUGGGACCCGGCAGCUGCAGCGGGUGCGGCAGCAGCAGUACGAAUUGCGUGUUGCGCUGCAGCAGAAGAACAGGUGCCUAUACACCCCGGUGCCCCCGCAGCAGCAGCAGCAGCAGCUGGAGCAGCGCUUCCCUCAGUCGCUGCAGCAAAUGCGGGUGCCGCUGAAGAAGAGGGGUAAACAAAGAAAGUGGCUGCUAGAGAAGCGCACGAAGCUGGCGUGGAGACAGGUGCUGCAGCACCAGCAGCAGAUUCCUCAACUGCUGCAGCAGCAAAAGGCGUUGCUGCUGCCGCCAGAACAAGAACAAGCUGUUAAUGCUGCAGCACGUGCGCAUGACAGAGCCAUUCACGACAGCGUGUGGUGUUCGUUCAUCGCUACCCGAGUAAUCCCCCGUCUUGCUCGGUUGGCGAAGCAGCAGGAGCAGGCGGCGCAGCAGCAGUUUGAAGCCUUGCAGCAGCAGGAGCUGCUGCUGCUGCAGCAGCAGAUGCAGGCGGAGGAGCAGCAGCGACACGAAGGCAGCUUGCUGCAACAUGUUCAGGGCAUCCAUACGCAUAAGAAAUUUGUGCUGCAGCGGAGUAGGGGCUUCUAUCUCCAGGAGCAGCAGCAGCUGCAUGCAUUGCUGGGCCUUCGUGUUCCUGUUGUAGCAGCAGCAGGACCAGCAGCAGAAGCAGCAGCAGCAGAAGCAGCAGCAAAAGCACGGACCCUUGCACAGCAAACAAGAGAGUUCCUGGUGGACUUGCAGUUUGUCACUGAGCAGCAAGAGCUGCUGCUGCAGCAGCCGCCGCAGCACUACUGCGACUCCCUGCUGCAGCUGCAGCAGCAGGAACCAGAAGCCACCGAUGAUUUUACAGCAGCAGAGUGGCAGGAGCAGCAGCAGCAGCAGCAGCAAGAGCAACGGCAGCAGAGGGAAGCAGCACUGCAGGAUUUCCUCGCGAUGUCUUCGCCCGUCCGUUCUGAGCGCCUUGCUGCUGAUGUGCAGGCGUUUGCAGAGCUGCUUCAGAUGACUCCUCCGUCCGUCAGCAGGGAUGCUCGAGACCUUGUGGAGGCGUUGAAGGGACUCCACGAAGAACACUUCACGCGUAAGUGCAGCAACAGCAGCAGCAGCAGCAGCAACAGCAGCAGCAGCAGCAACAGCAGCAGCAGCAGCAACAGCAGCAGCAGCAGCAACAGAAACAGCAGGGCGGCCAUUGAUUCCUUAGCUCUCCUUUGGAGAGGACCUCGAGCCUCCGCGCCUCUAGCUGAUCAGCAGCAGCAGCAGCAACAGCAGCAGCAGCAGCAGCAACAGCAGCAGCAGCUGCUGCUGCCUUAUCACCAGCAGGUGUUUCUUGAGGAGUUAGACGGAGCUGACAUUCACUACCGCCAGGCCUUAGCAGAGCCCUUCCUCCGCGCCGUACACGAGAAGGCAGGCCCCAUUCUGGGGGCUAGGCCUUAUAGCUGA